Molecule: messenger RNA, 4534 nt
Organism: Drosophila takahashii
Lineage: Eukaryota; Metazoa; Arthropoda; Insecta; Diptera; Drosophilidae
Gene: dpr12
Product: defective proboscis extension response 12
Biological process (GO): synapse organization
Cellular component (GO): neuron projection membrane
Source: RefSeq, a predicted model, not a curated record
CUGAAGCUGAAGCUGAGGCUUUCCGGCGGCAAAAGUGAGAUUGAGGCUCGAAGAGGUGCCACAAUUAAAGGGUGACGCGCGAUCCCCAAGUUCAAGUUGUGCAUUUAGCAUUUAUCUCGCUAAGGUACUUGUGUUCGGGAAAUUAAUGCGUGGCUGCCUGAAAAUUCGCCAGUGAUUUCGCGUCAAGUCAACCUCUCCAGCCUGCAGCGCUUCCCUACUCUGGCGGUGCCACUGCGAGUGCGAACGCAACUAAAAGUCAACGGUGACAAAAAGUGAAAGCGGAAACGGAAACAGAGACGGCAGAGCGCCACAGGAACCGAGAAACAGGCAGCGGCAGUGACAACUGUGAAAUGUGCGGCUGCAUUGUCGUUUUGUUACCACUUUGACCCAAAUCGCAUUGCAUCCGAGUUGCGUCGGUGUGUCAGCGUUGCGGACGUAUGUCUGACGGUGACUCCAGUGCGAACAGUGCAUGACCGAUAAGCCCGGGUUUAGUCACCGCCAAGUGAAAGUCGCGAGUGCCGGCAGCUAGUUAAUACAUAAAAUUCAUAGUACUGCCAUCGAUAUCCGGAAUCAGGAAUCCGCUCCAGCAUCCAUUCCGGGCUCAGCCACACUUGGAAAGCCAUCCACAGUUGGCCGUUUCUCGCCUCUCACAUCGCCGGAAGCAGGAAGAAGGGACCCUCCGAGGACAUUACUUUGAAAACGAUUCAUCAUCGGCACCUCGCUUCUGACAUUGUUCUUCGCAGAGGACGGCGCGGAGCAGAACAGCCACUACAGCAAAUUGAAUGUAAUUUCAUAAAAAGGCGAGUGUUAAUUUUUUGCCAGCCACACAAUACAAGAUAGAUACAGUCAGUGCUACACGAACCCCGACGUGGCUUAAUGUGCUAACAUGCAGUGACAUGAAAAAUGAUGAAGAGCAUGCAACUUUUUCCCGCACCCAGGCGCUAGAGAAGAAAAAGUGAAAGAAACAAGCGCGCGACGAGCUGAAAAUUUGUGACGCGCGCGAGGAGCAGGGAGGAGCAUUGUGGCUCGCAGGACAACGACGCAUUGACAGGCGGAGAAAAACAGGCAAAAAGGCAGAGCUGCACAUCGGACCACCAUCAUUUAUCAGCGCCGCAUCGCAUCGCACUUACACAGCAAUAGCAGCAGCAGCAGCAACACCAAACAGACGAGGCAUAUGUGCGCCGGAGAUGCUGGCAUUGUGUGGUUGCCGCAGCUGAAAGGAUUCUGCGCGUUCAUUCAAAAACCCAUUAACCCUAAUAAGCAGCCACAAAAGCCAGCCAGACAAUACGCCACGCCCGCCCAUCGAUGAGGCAGUCCCCCCGGCGGCCCAGGACAUAGGCUGUGGACAGUAGGCCCUAGCCGCAGGAGAGGCUGCAAGAGGAAAGUAACGGGCCCGGCGAAGCGAGAAAGAAUGCCAAUGGUCCUUCCACGGCUGCUGCUGCGUCUGCGGCGGCCCUUGCACCUGAUGGAAGUCCGCAUCCUCCUACUCUGCCUGCCGACGCUGCUCCUGGCCACGACGCUCGAGCCAGAUCAAAAGUCAAUACUCACAGAUAACGACUGGAAGAAGCUAUGGAUGCGCGGCGGUAUAAAUGCCGAUUCAAAAUUGGAUAAUAGUCUUGACUCGAGCGACAGUCCAAUGUUCGAGGACAGUGAGCUGAUGGCGCACAACACAACCGUCCAGCUGGGUGGCACCGCCUUUCUGGUCUGCAAGGUCUCCGGCGUGGACAGAGUGGGUGUAAAUUGGAAUCAAAUUUCUUGGAUCCGCCGCCGGGACUGGCACAUCCUGUCGUCGGGCGCCCAGCUCUACACGAACGACGAGCGCUUCGCGAUACUGCACACGCCCGGAUCCAACAUGUGGACGCUGCAGAUAAAGUUUGUGCAGCGCCGGGAUCACGGCAUGUACGAGUGCCAGGUCUCGACGCCGACUGGCAUCAUUUCCCACUUUGUGAAUCUUCAAGUGGUCGUGCCGGAGGCAUUCAUACUGGGCUCCGGCGAGCUGCAUGUCGACAUGGGCUCAACAAUCAAUUUGGUUUGCAUUAUUGAAAAGAGUCCGACACCACCGCAGUACGUGUACUGGCAAAAGAAUGAUCGUCUGAUCAACUACGUCGACUCCCGGCGGGACAUAACCAUUGAGACGACCCCGGGACCCCGCACGCAGAGCCGCCUGAUUAUUAGGGAGCCGCAGAUCACCGACUCUGGCAACUACACCUGCUCGGCCAGCAACACGGAGCCGGCGAGCAUCUACGUCUUUGUCUCGAAAGGCGACAAUAUGGCGGCAAUCUCUCGUCGCAAGACCUCCUCGGCCGAUCGCCUGACGCACAUAUUUAGGUCGAUGCUGGCGCCCUGUCUCCUGCUGAACACGGUUGUUGUAAGACUCAUCUUCCUGACCUAAGCGGACAACUUGGCCAGCUGUGGCGAGUGGAAAAACGACGACAAAGAAAUCCUAUUUAAGCUAUUUCCGUGUUAGAGCAAGCCGAAACAGAGUUAAUAACUGAAAAACCCAAAGUCUAGGAUAAUUGUUAAGCUAAGCUCAGUGAAAGCGGCGCACUCAAGUGUAAAAAUCAAGUUAAACCAAUCGCAGCUGCUGUGCAUACACGAAUGUGUGUACUUGUACGUAUGCCAGGCAUUUACCCGUACAUCCAGUCAAGUCUUGAUAAGUAAUAGUUUAGUUUGUAACUCACUUCCCAUACAUUGUGUACAGUAUGCUGAAUGAUUUCAAAAUAUUUGAGUUUCGUUUAUUAAUAUGGCUCUGUUAACUUUCCACAAAAUCCUCUGUUGCCGUCAACAAAGUUAUGUAUAUGUGUAGUGCUUAUUUAAAAUGCCUUUGUUCGACCAAUGCUUUGCGACCCGAAAAAUUCUUCAAUAUGAGCGGAAUUUGCAUAAGUAGCCAAUUUGAGUCCAUUAAAUGAAGUAUAUAUAUGAACAAAAACACGCAUUAAAACGCUAUUAUAACUGUUACUAAUUGCUAAUUGAAAACUAAAAACAUAAAAAGAGCAGAGGGCAUGUCCAGCCCAAAAGGCAGGAAUAACAACCAGGACGAAAUUAACGUUAACGAGAAUAAGAACAAGAACGUCAACCCAUAUUAAUUAAUUAUGUUAUUAAGUUUGUAAAUAAAUUUUAAACCAAACGGCAUAGCACGCACACACAAGGACACACACUACAUGCAGAAAAAAGAAUUUAAAUUGUGUAAAUAAAAAGGAAAUCAUGUAGCUCUAACAGCAUCAACCACAAGGCACAGCUGACUGAAAAUGUGCAAUAUAUUGGCGGGGGCAGAAUGAAAAUGAGAACGGAGAAGAGGUACGAGUACGAGUAUGUAGAUGCUUUAUGGGCUUUCAAACUGUCAGAAUCAAGCUGUAAUUAAUUGCAAAAGCACACAAGAGAGAAAGGAACGGGUCGAGGCCGAAACCUAGCUGUAGGGUCAAACAUAGGAUAAUGUAAAUUCAUCAAUCUGCCAAAUCAGAAAUUGAAAAAUAAUUACUUUAAAGGCAGAAAUCUAGAAUGGAAACACAAUUUAAAUCUCCAAACCUACGCGCAUCUUGUUCUCCAAAAACUCCCAUUUCUGACCUGGCUUCGGCAGGGAAUAGUUUUCGAAAAUGUUAAUUGAUGUUCUCGUAUUUGUUUCCUGCCUGUGCGAACGAGCUGAAACACCUCAAUCAUGAAACAAACAUCUACGUAACGAAUCAUGUACAACUUCUCGACUGUUUGUUAAUCUUAGGCUAGCUCCACAAAUGGCUGCCGGCUGCACUUACGAUAGAAUACGAUAUAGGGGAUCCGCUCCAAUUCGAAUUGAUGUGCCGUCAGACUUAAGCCAGCAAUACCUACCAUUCGUUCAUUGUCGGUACGUAAUUUACAAAAAACUGUUAUAAGAUACCGUUUAAAGUUCGAAUAGAUUCAUUAAAGAGAACUCACAGCAAAACCCAAAACCUAGCUUAAUCAUGAAUACUAAAAAAAUAAAAAUACUGAAAAAUUAUGCAAUAAAUACAAAAACGAUUCCACACCCUCCUUGAUGUGUAUGCGUAUGCCCAAAGGCCGUUAGACAGUUUAAAGGUUAUUUGAUUCGAUUGAAAUAAAAAUAAUAAAGAAAAAUUUAGUUGGUUUUCACUGUUAAGCAUUUCCACUGUAAAUAUUUUGUACUAACAUACGUAUAUCGAAUGGCUGAUAAAUGCCCUUCGUUAAUUAAUAAAAAUCACAUAUGAAAACAAAGAAACAUUAUAAUAGGUUAUUAUAUUACUCUUGGUGUGGAAACAGAGCAAAAAUAAACGAACAACCAACAUAGAAUGAUUCAAAUGUUUUCAAUGUAAGUGCUCGAGCAAAUAACUGUAAAAUUUUCACUUGCAACCAUUUGACGAAUAUGAAUUUAAUAAUAGUACACAUAUUAAUAAAUCCAAACCAGAACUACAUUGUGCUUGCACGCACAAAUACAGAGAAUUGGGACAAGAGAAAAUACCAAAGCAGCAGUGCAUGGCUAACAAUACGAAAGCAUUCAAAUAAAUCAAGUGAUUAUCAUGGAAAAUAAAUGUAAUUUAAAUAAUAA